AUGCAUUCUUGGUCUGUCGGUCUCGCGGCCUUUGCCCUGUGGCAAAGUGCAUCCGCGAAGGUUGAUAGCAAGGGCAACUUGGCUUUGGAGCCAUUGAAGCCUUCUGACCUGGGUCUACAUAAGAGAGAUACGCCACUAGUGAAUCUCCAACCUUCGGCGUCUGUCUUCUGGGGUGAACCAUCCAAUGUUUCUGAUCUGCUCGUCAAUGUUACCCUUGCAUCUGGACAAGAUGAACUUCUCAUCUCCACGGACUCUUUCUCUUCGGAACUGAGCAGUGUCUCCUGCCAGGACAACGAUCUUUCCCUGACCUUCACCAAUCAAGACACUUACAAUGCUGCGAUCAAAGAUUGGGACUGGGUUAACUUCGCGGACAACCACACAUUUGUCAUGAUCGUCAACUAUGGCGGGUGUGGUGAGGCCGAUGAACGCCAACCAUGGAUUGUCACUGGUGCAACUUACGAUGCUACCACCUUCAACGUGCAAUUCGCCGCUACCCAGAAGAGUUGGACUGAGAUUAACAACGAAAUGACAGUCGAGUGGGGUAGCUACAUCCAAGCAACCUCAGCCAGUGUGAACAAGCGUAUUACGUUCUCGAAGACCCUGAGCCACACAUUCGACCUGACCCACGACAUGGACACAACUCUGUUCAGCAAAGCAACCCAAUCUGGUCUCGACUUCAAUGUUGACUGCCAAAACUGCGGCACCAAAGGCAGCAUCGCCAUCUCAGGGAAGAUUUCGUACAAACUACUCGACGGCGUCCAAUCCUUGGAAAUCACGGCAACCCCCAGCAACAUCGAAUUUGACCUGGGUCUCGCCUUCGGCAUCUCAGGCAACCUGACCGACGACUGGAGCAAGUCCUUCAACAUCCUCAACACCGGCCUCCCCGGCUUCAGCAUCCCCGAAAUCCUCGAGGUCGGCCCCAUAUUCUCCAUCGACGCCGGCUUCGACCUCAAAGCCGUCCAGGGAAGCGCUAGCAUCUCCUCCGGCAUCACAGCCAAGAUUCCCAACUCCGCGACCGCUACCCUCGACAUCGUUGGGACUGAUGACAGCAGCUUUUCCGGCUGGGAGCCCACUAUAUCCACACUGCCCAUCGAGGUGUCCGCUGAAGUCGACGGCUCGCUCGAGCUCUUCACCUCUGUCGGCCUCGACAUUGGCGUCACGGCCUUCGGCGCCGGUUUCGGAGCGGGCUUCACCCUCAAGAUCCCAGACGUGACGCUCAACGUGGGCGCUGAGUUCGACAACCUGGGCGCGUGCGAGGGCCACAAUGAGACUUUCGGCGUCAAGUUCAGUGGCGGUGUUGGUGCUGACUUGAGCAUGAACGCUUACGCGGAAUCCAAGGACGUCAAGACACAGAAGUGGGAGAAGGAUUUGCUGAACAAGCCGGAUAUCUAUGCUUUCCCGAGUCAAUGUCUCCCGUUCGGGGCUGCGCCUUCGUCGCCCAUCAGUGUGUCGAGCACGUCGGUUGCGACGACAACCGCUCCCAGUUCCACCAGCUCAUCGGCGGCGAAGAGUAGCUCUGCAUCUGGCGCCCCCACUUCAUACGGAUCCAAGAACGCGACUGCGACGGCUAGUAGCUACAAUGGCCGUCUACGACGACAUGUGCUGUAUUGA
Anthostomella pinea is the source of this 1611-nucleotide messenger RNA. Lineage: Eukaryota; Fungi; Ascomycota; Sordariomycetes; Xylariales; Xylariaceae. The record is from the annotation of a GenBank genome assembly.